CCCUUCACUGACCCUAAUCCUCCUCCGUAAAAUCUCUCCUAAAACAUUGAAAACGAAUUUAUUACAGCUGUUUGUGGAAUUUGUGUGCCCACCUUAUGUUCGCCUGAGGGUAUACCUCCCCUGUCCAUAAAAUGUAGUGACUCCCCUGGAAAAUACAUAACAUUUCAGGGUUUAGAAAAAAAUAAUAUUGUGUAAGUAGGGUAACCCAAUGUUUAUUAAGUAGGGUUUUGUAUUUGGGGAGCAAAGUACCAAAAUAGUCAUUAAAAGCACAAUGACGAUGAUCUAAAGGCGAAGAAGGGCGCUUUCAACUGCGUCAUUUCCAGCCUCUCGCUCUCUCUCAUUUUGGAACACUCCUGCAGUUUGCUGCAAUUCAUUUGUACCGCCGGCCGGUACCGAGUGGUAGUGUAGUGCAACCGUGCCCAGACACCUCGCGUCGUCCAAAUCAGAUUAUUGCCAUUAGGGCAGGAAAAGUGGAUCCUGACGUAAGAGCCUUAAAUCCUCCGCCACCGCGAACACUCUCGUUCCGAGCUUCUUCAUCUCGACAACGGCGGAUGCUUCCGCACCGCGCACUGAGCAUGACUAUUCUGCGUCUUCUCUGAGACGAACCGGGAACAGGACCGGACAACCAACAACAAGGACAUGGCGUCGUAUCUCCAGAUCGCAGAUGAUGAGAAAGGCUACAACCUCGACCUUUUCUGUGUGCCCAGACAUUACGAGAAGGAUUUGGACAAGGUGAUCAUUCCUCAUGGACUCAUUAUGGACAGGACGGAGCGCUUGGCCCGCGACAUCGUGCGAGACAUGGGGGCCCACCAUAUCGUCGCCCUUUGCGUGUUGAAGGGCGGCUACAAAUUCUUCGCAGACCUGCUGGACUACAUCAAGACGCUGAACCAGAACAACGAUAAAUCGGUCCCACUGACGGUGGAUUUCAUUAGAGUGAAAAGUUACUGCAAUGACAAAUCAACCAACAACGUCAAAGUCAUCGGCGGCGAUGAUCUGUCCAGUCUCUCAGGCAAGCAUGUUUUGAUAGUUGAGGACAUCGUGGAGACGGGAAGGACGAUGCAGACGCUGCUCUCGCUGCUAAGUGAAAGCAGGCCCAAGAUGGUGAAAGUGGUGAGUCUGCUGGUGAAGAGGACGCCCAGGAGUUCAGGGUAUAGACCAGAUUACAUUGGAUUUGAGGUGCCUGAUGCCUUCCUGGUGGGCUACGCUUUGGACUACAACGAGUACUUCAGAGAUCUCAGUCACAUCUGCAUACUGAACGACGAAGCCAAGGAGAAGUAUAGAGUGUGAUGCGAUGGCAACUCAAAUGGAUGACAACAGGGACCACUGUGAUGAGCUUCUUCUUCUAUUCUUUAUUUUUAUACACAAAAGCCCACAAAAUGUGCAAAAGAACAUUUUCUUACCCUCUGACCGAAAGAAGUAUGACAUGUUUUGGUUGGAUGAUUUAUUUAUUUAUUGAUGUUAAGAAUUGUUUUAAGUGUACAUUUAGAUUUAUCUCUAUUAUAAGGAAAGAGAAUGUAACUCAUUUGCUGACUCAGGCUUUUCAGUGAGUGAAAAGUAGCCUUUUAGUUUGUGCAUAUACUCUUGCCACCUAUAUAUUACAGUCAUAAAAUGUCAAUGUACUGUAUAGUCACACAUUAUGCCAAGUGGACUGAUGACGAACAUCGUGCUGUAUAUUUUAUUUGGUCAAGUGCAUUUUCAUCAUAAUGGGCGCUGCAAUACAAUUUCAGUUGAAAGAAGGCACGAUCCUGAUUUACUGAUGCCACUCACAAGACUUUCCCUGUAUGGUUAGUAAUGACAAAAAGAUUGUAUUAUCCAGGGAUUUCUUGAUUUACAAUGGAGUUCCCUUCCCAUCAAAUUGAUGCGUAAAAAUUGUUGCAUUGUAUCCACAGCUGAAAAAAAAUGAAUUAAAAAAUUAUCUAA
Messenger RNA from Hippocampus comes (tiger tail seahorse), 1920 nucleotides. RefSeq names its product hypoxanthine phosphoribosyltransferase 1, like (gene hprt1l). Gene Ontology annotation, molecular function: hypoxanthine phosphoribosyltransferase activity; magnesium ion binding. Gene Ontology annotation, biological process: GMP salvage; hypoxanthine metabolic process; guanine salvage. The record is from RefSeq and is a predicted model, not a curated record. The transcript is spliced from 9 exons. Bases 640 to 1287 code for a protein of 215 amino acids. Gene Ontology annotation, cellular component: cytosol. NCBI's taxonomy places the organism in Eukaryota, Metazoa, Chordata, Actinopteri, Syngnathiformes, Syngnathidae.